Molecule: messenger RNA, 3331 nt
Organism: Suillus clintonianus
Lineage: Eukaryota; Fungi; Basidiomycota; Agaricomycetes; Boletales; Suillaceae
Exons: 2
Coding region: 10-2964 (984 amino acids)
Biological process (GO): GPI anchor biosynthetic process
Cellular component (GO): endoplasmic reticulum membrane
Molecular function (GO): mannose-ethanolamine phosphotransferase activity
Source: RefSeq, a predicted model, not a curated record
CCGAAUGCAAUGAUUUCUCGCGAAUUCCGUAUACUGGUAUGGGUGUUAUGCGUUCACCUAGCUGGCAUCUACCUAUUUACAAAGGGCUUCCUCCUCACCCGACUCGCACUGCCCGACAAAGGAACAUGUAGCUCAGACGCCUGCUCUUCGCUUGCUACCCACAAAAGAGCAAUCUUGCUCGUUAUAGACGCGCUCCGAUUCGAUUUCAUCGCAGAACACCCGCCAGAACCCACCUCCCCUUUCCACCACAACAUCCUGACCCUGCCACGCGAAUUGACUGCCGCUCGUCCUGGAUCAUCAUUUAUAUUUAACGCGUACUCAGAUCCACCGACGACGACUCUUCAGCGACUCAAAGGCCUUACCACAGGCUCCCUACCCACCUUUGUAGAUGCUGGGGAAAACUUUGGAGGCUCUUCCAUUCACGAAGAUUCUAUAAUACAUCAGCUAAGCGCUGCGGGCAGAAAGAUUGCUCUCGCCGGGGAUGACACAUGGCUCACACUUUUUCCAGAUGCCUUUCAACCAAACAUGACAUUUGCCUUUGACUCCUUCAAUGUCGAAGACCUUCACACCGUGGACGAGGGCGUCAUCGAUAAUUUAUUACCCUUGAUGCGACAUCAUAAAAACUCGUGGGAUUUUGCCAUCGGUCAUGGUUUAGGCGUCGACCACGCUGGUCACAGAGUCGGGCCAGACCAUCCCAUCCUCAGAGAAAAACUGGAGCAGAUGAAUGAUUUUUUGCGCGAUGUCGUUGCAGCCAUGGACGAUGAUACGCUCCUAAUAAUGCUCGGCGAUCACGGAAUGGAUCGGAUGGGUAACCACGGUGGUGACAGCGUCCUAGAGACAAUGUCAGCUCUCUGGAUAUACAGCAAGAUCCCUCUUUCGCUUCCCGAAUACCCAAUUCAAGAGGCCAUUCUACCGAUGAUCACAUUCCCAGAAGCCUCAGUUCCGCAUCGCCAUGUCCAGCAGAUAGACCUGGUGCCAACUAUCUCCUUACUCCUAGGUCUUCCCAUCCCAUUCAAUAACCUUGGGAGCAUCAUCCCAGAACUUUUCAAUCGAGGCGAUUCAUCUUUGCAGAAUGCCAUGGAACUAAACGCAGCUCAGAUUAGGCGCUUUCUCGACGCUUAUCGAUCUAGUUUGUCUGGACAGGAGCUUGACGCUGCCUGGCAUGAUUUCUCCGUCGCCUGGGCUGGCACACAUGCGAUAGACGGGAAUAACCAUCUCGUUGCAUUAAAUAACUUCACUCGUUUGGCACUAUCCGCUUGCCGUGUUCUCUGGGCUCAGUUCAACCUUUUUCUGAUGGGCGCUGGAUUGGCGGUCAUUGGUUUGAGCAUUGUCGCUUGCUGGGCAUUGUACUCCAAACUCCGAGAUGUUGGGGAUGACGAGUGGGAAAAGUGGGUGGACGACAAAAUCUUUUGGUCGUUCAGCGCCUCCGCUGGAGGAUCUGCCCUAGGGUUCCUAACGCACCUUAUGUUGCAUGAAUAUUUGGAUGGUGUCGCCAUGCACCAAACCAUGCUCUUCGCUGCAGCCAUUUCAUCAUCGUUCAUCAUGGUAGUUGCAACUCGCCCCACGGUCACCUUGAAAGCUAUCACGGCACUCCCCAUCUUCCUCGUUCUCCACACCUUGUGUCUCGCAUCAAACUCAUUCACAGUAUGGGAGGAUCGCAUCGUGCCCUUCUUUCUCAUCUCAUCCAUCGUUCCCUCAGUCAUCACAGGUUUCACCGCUCCAACCUCCCAGCUGCGCUACCGUAUACUGGGCUUUUCUGCUCUCUUUGCAGUAUGCGCCCGACUCAUGGCUAUGAGCACCGUCUGCAGGGAGGAACAACACCCCUACUGCACCGUCACUUUUUACGCGUCCGAGUCAUCAUCAGCCCCACCAACCACAUCACUCCUCCUCGCCUUCCCUAUUGCAAUCGCAGUUCCCCGCGUCGUCAGUCGCGUACUCAAAAUCUCCAAAUCGGACUCGGGUCUCGCUGCAACAUUUAUUCCUCUGUUUCUCGCACCAUCUUUGAUCGCUGGCACGAUGUUCUGGAUGCUCGAAUGGGCAGACUCUGCGCAAAUCCUGGGGUAUAUGGGUGAUAGCUUAAGGGUGACGAGGACGGUCUUGGCGAGGACUAGUGCUGUUGUAAUGUUGAUCGGGGGUGUUUCGGCGUGGUGGACGUCGCCUGUCUGCCUUGCUAUUUCGACAAGCCAAAGCCCGUCGAGUUCUGCAUCUACUGCACAAGAAAAGACUGAAGUAACCGUGCUAGGCUUCGCCAACGCCUUCGGUUCUCCAUACCUCAUUUUCUGGCUCAUCUUUUUAAGUAUCGUCUGGUUGAUGACCCAGCUCUCAGGACAGAUCAUCAUCGGGCUCUCCUCCAUUGCGCUACUAUCCUACCUAGAGAUUAUUGACAGCGUUCGGGACGUCCACAGCUUAAACGCAGCCUUCACCACCCCACCACCUCCCCCAAACCUAGCCAACAAUAACAUAAACCGCGAGCUCCUAUUCUCCGACAUCGUACCCCUAGCGCUCCUAGCGACGCACACAUAUUACAGCACAGGCCACCAAUCGACCUUUUCGUCCUUGCAGUGGAAAAGCGCGUUCGUGUUUGGAAAGACGCUUUCUUUCCCUCUUUCGCAUGUUUCUGUGGCUGUUAAUACGUUUGGGUCGUUUUUGCUUUUAGCGCUUGCGGUGCCUUUGGUCGUAUUGUGGAACCUCCCUCCUGUCCCGCAUCCCCGCCCCACAAUAGGAGCAUCAGCGCUUAGAGCUGCACUAGCGAUGUCCUUGUAUUUCGCGGUGUUGGCGUUCGGGGCAGCGGUGUGUGGGGCGGUGUUGAGGAGGCAUUUGAUGGUGUGGAAGAUAUUUGCGCCUAGGUAUUUGGGUGCUGUUUUUGAGCUUUGCGUGGUUGAUUUUGGGGUGUUGGUUGGGGUGGGUGUUGGUGUUGGGAGGGUUGAGAAGGAGAUUAGGAGGGUUUUUGGGAGGGUUGGGUGAGGUCGUGUCUGUGGAUUAUGCGUGCUAGGUGCAACAAGUCAGCAAUCUCAUUCACGAUAGCCAUUUGUAUUGAUCAGGGAGCACACGCAUACACAUUCACGACCCGGAAUAUGUUUUUCUGACGUACAAAGUGUACGAAGUUCCUUCAUGCUGAAGGAGACUGCUCGUCUCCAUAUUCUCGGGCAACACGGUGGUCAGUGCAGUCAGGAAUUCCAAGGCUGCCAGGCUUGCAUUUCCCAACUGCAUUAGCCACUUUUACAGGGCUAUCGAGGAAACAUCGUCACUAAUGUCGACUAACGGGUUUCUUGUAGUUGAUGCACAAUUUAUCUGCCAUUGCAAAACCUUACUUUUGCCACGUUCUGUCAGC